Messenger RNA from Cololabis saira (Pacific saury), 2120 nucleotides. RefSeq names its product sodium/hydrogen exchanger 9B2. Gene Ontology annotation, biological process: proton transmembrane transport. Gene Ontology annotation, molecular function: antiporter activity. Bases 129 to 1883 code for a protein of 584 amino acids. Lineage: Eukaryota; Metazoa; Chordata; Actinopteri; Beloniformes; Belonidae. Gene Ontology annotation, cellular component: membrane. The record is from RefSeq and is a predicted model, not a curated record. The transcript has 13 exons.
UCCCCAGCUGGUGGAGAUGCUAUAGCACAGCCAGACACGCUGCCGUCGUCCGUCCCCCGGCGGGUUUGCUGGUGUUGAUGGGUUUUAUAUGAGAAGUGUGUGGAUCAGAUUCGCUUCAGUUUACCGCCAUGGAGGACGUCCAGCAGAAACCUGCAGCCCCAGAGCCGUGUCCUGCUCCCAGUCCAGCUCCCAGUCCAGCUCCCAGUCCUGUUCCCACUCCAGUACCCAGCCCGAUACUCGAGAGAAUCGCUCUGCCUGCUGGAAAUCACGUAGAGCACCUAAAUGUCAACCAGAUCCAGGUGGUGGUACGUCGCUGCUCGACUCCAAAUGUAACGGAGGAGACGACUUAUUUUAUUCCCCGCAACCCUGUGGUGGAUGCUGGCACCAACACAGAUCCGCCAGUGGUCUGUUGCCCUUUGCUCCGCAGAUUUUGCCCGUGUCCACCAAGAGGCCUCUUCGCCUCUCUUAUUACCAAAGUCCUCCUGGCAGCUGUGCUCUUUGGGGUGGUUUGGUCGAUCACAGAGAACGAGUGUCUUCCAGGAGGGAACCUGUUUGGCAUCACAAUACUCUUCAUCUGUGCCCUAAUCGGUGGCAAACUGGUCGCUCUCAUCCGCCUGCCUAAACUUCCACCUUUCCCACCGCUCCUCGGGAUGCUGCUCAUGGGCUUCCUGCUGAGGAACAUCCCGGUCAUCACAGACGGGGUCUACAUCAACUUCAGAUGGUCGGCGUCUCUGAGGAACAUCGCUCUGGCUAUUAUCCUGGCCAGAGCUGGUCUGGGGUUGGAUCCCAAGGCUCUGAGGAAACUCAAAGGUGUGUGCAUACGUGUGGCGGUUGGGCCCUGCUUGAUAGAGGCCGGCACCUUAGCGCUGGUCUCUCACUUCCUCAUGAACCUGCCCUGGGUGUGGGGCUUCAUCCUCGGCUUCGUGCUGGGAGCCGUGACUCCGGCCGUGGUGGUUCCCUCCAUGCUGCUGCUGCAGAAGGACGGAUACGGCGUGGAGCAGGGCAUCCCCACCCUGCUGAUGGCCGCCGGCAGCUUUGAUGACGUUCUCGCCAUCACGGGGUUCACCACAUGCUUGGGCAUGGCCUUCUCCACAGGCUCCACUUGGUACAACCUGCUCCGAGGAGUUCUGGAGGUUGCUGGAGGGAUGGUCGCUGGGAUCCUCCUUGGCUUUCUUAUUCAGUAUUUCCCCAGUGUUGACCAGAGAUACUUAGUGAUGAAGCGUUCCUUCUUGGUGUUGGGUCUGUCUGUGUUUGCCGUGUUUGGCAGCGGCGUGGCCGGCUUCCCGGGCUCCGGAGGCCUCUGCACGCUGGUGCUGGCCUUCCUGGCCGGGGUCGGGUGGGGGAAAGACAAGGCGCAGGUGGAGGACGUGGUGGGCUGGGCCUGGGACAUCUUUCAGCCUCUGCUGUUUGGACUGAUCGGAGCUGAGAUUCGCAUAUCAGAGUUGGAGGGAUAUUCAGUUGGUCUGGGUAUAGCGUCUCUACUCAUCGCUCUGCUGGUCAGAGUGCUGUUCACCUUCGUGUGUGUGUUUUGUGCGGGCUUCAACAUGAAGGAAAAACUGUUCAUAGCCAUAGCAUGGAUGCCCAAAGCUACGGUGCAGGCAGCUAUAGGCUCCACGGCUUUAGACAUGGCCAGGGCAAAGGACGACAAGCCGCUGCAGAAGUACGGCAUGGACGUGCUGACCGUGGCCGUGCUCUCCAUCCUUCUCACGGCCCCAGUAGGAGCUCUUCUCAUAGGGCUCACUGGGCCUCGCCUGCUGCAGAGACCCAAGGACGCAGCCUGCGGUGAGCGAGUCAAACCCAAUUUAUCAGCAUUUUUCUUGGGAUCAGCAGCUGGAGGCGAGGAUGACGACGAGACUCCUAUCACCUACGAGAGUACGCUCUGAUAACUGCAUCCAGUGAAAGAGGAGACUUUUCACACCUCAGAGGUUUGAGCCGUUCUUUAGCCACCAAGUGGCUCUCUUAUUGGUCUGCUCCCGACGGUUAAAUCAGUCCGUAUUUAUAGCCUCUGGUGGUUUCCAGUCCCCACACUGAACAAAUGACCCAUGUCCCACUGUCUCUGUGCACCGUCUGUCGCUUUUUAUGAAUCUGGUACAAAAGACGGCUGCAUGUCUGGCUCCAAA